AUGGCACAAAAUGGAGCUCCUGGUAGUCGGGUCCAAGGGGUCUCACUGGGCUUCCCGGCCGUCCAGGAUUCAGAGGACCUCCUGGGAAUAAAGGGUGAGAAAGGAGAUAUUGGAGAUAAGGGUGACUUGGGUCUACCUGGAACUUCAGGGUCAAAGGGUGAGAGGGGCAGCAAAGGUGAAAAGGGUGACCAGGGUCUGGAUGGUCCUUCCGGAGAACCAGGGCCAAAAGGAGAAGAUGGUCAAUGCCCGCAAAGCUGUGCACCCAUACCUGGACAAGAUGGUGCACCUGGUCUUCCUGGACUUGUAGGUGCACGUGGGUUACCUGGUCUGAAUGGAGACCUUGGACCCAAAGGGCAGAAGGGAGAUCCAGGUGUGGCAGGUGGACCUGGCACUCCAGGUGACACAGGGCCAAAGGGUGACCAAGGUCCACAGGGCCUAUGCAAUUGCCAUGAUGGGGCUCCAGGAGCCCAGGGUCAAAAGGGAGACAAAGGUGAUAAGGGAGAUAAUGGGUUGACAGGGGCACAGGGUGUGAAUGGAACCACAGGCCUUAAAGGUGCCAAGGGAGACAUGGGAUUGACUGGCAUUCCUGGACCUUGCUCACCUACAGUGCAAUCUGCUUUCUCUGCCACUAUUACUACCUCUUAUCCUGCACCAAACCGCCCGGUUCUUUUCAAACGUGUAAUCUACAACUUAAACCAGAACUAUAGUCCUGAUAAUGGUGUAUACACAGCCCCUAUUAACGGAACCUACGUGUUUAGCUACAACUUACAAGUGUCUACCCGUAUGCUGAAGGUUGGACUCUUCCGCAACUUUGAGGCCGUAGUGAGGACAACUACACCGGUGGAAAUGAACACCGCUUCUCAGCAGGUGGUGAUGGGUCUGGGUCAAGGUGAUUGGGUGUGGUUGCAGGUGAAAGACAGCACCACUAAUGGCAUUUUUACUGGCACCGAGUCCAGCAGCACAUUCAGUGGGUAUCUAUUGUACCCUGACAGAUGUGAUGACAUGUUGUCAAGAGAUUUCAUGGAAAAUGUGUUCCCCACUACAGAUCUUAACUGGGCGUAGAGACCUACAUCUGCAUCCCACACUCUACUACUUAAACUCCUAGUCAAUCUCUACUUUCUAAACCAGCACGCAAAUAUAGCCAUUUCUUCUGGAGGCUGCCGUUCUGUAGAACUAGUUCCAAACCUAGGCAAACACACCUGAACCAGCUAAUCAAUGUGUUCAGGAUUACUUUAAACUAACAGGCAAGUAUAUUAAAGCAGAGUUGGCACUAGAGUCUGAAGAAUAGCAUUCAGCCAGGAAUAUGGUUGACUAACCCCAGCUUAGACCUACACCCAAAAUGUAUCCGAAAAACUUAGACCCAACUUUCUGAAUCUAAACUUUUAUCUACUCCUUAGACAUUCACAUUAAACUGUUAAGGUGUAAGGUGAAAAAAUCUAAACUUUCUACUUCAAUGUAGACCUAUAUACAAGAUUCCUAGUUCAAACUUAUCUUCUCCCUAGAUCUGCACCCUCAUCCAUUGGCUACAUCCAAACAUCUAAUCUUAAAGUUUUAUCUACUCCCCGGGGUGCCUUUAAACCUGCAACCUACACCCAACAUUCUCCAAUCUAGACCUUCACCCAAGUGUCCUAAUCUAAACUUUUAUCCACCCCUAAACCUGAUAGGCUUGACCAAAGCUUCUAAACCUAAAAUAUAUCUACUUUCUCCCAGUCCCUGAAGGCAGUCCUUAAAUUGUUUACCUUCACCCAACAGUCCUAACCUUCAACUUCACAGACACAACGUUGACCUUCACACAACU
Messenger RNA from Danio aesculapii, 1798 nucleotides. RefSeq names its product otolin-1-like. The coding region runs from base 1 to 1062 and encodes 353 amino acids. The transcript is spliced from 4 exons. The record is from RefSeq and is a predicted model, not a curated record. Lineage: Eukaryota; Metazoa; Chordata; Actinopteri; Cypriniformes; Danionidae. Gene Ontology annotation, molecular function: protein binding.